Molecule: messenger RNA, 1662 nt
Organism: Girardinichthys multiradiatus
Lineage: Eukaryota; Metazoa; Chordata; Actinopteri; Cyprinodontiformes; Goodeidae
Product: C-C chemokine receptor type 4-like
Exons: 1
Coding region: 31-987 (318 amino acids)
Biological process (GO): G protein-coupled receptor signaling pathway; immune response
Cellular component (GO): membrane
Molecular function (GO): G protein-coupled receptor activity
Source: RefSeq, a predicted model, not a curated record
CAGAGCACGACUUUCUCAGCCAGGCGCAGGAUGAUUGAACUUCAUUUCACGGUGGUUCCUUCUAACUUUUCUUCUUCACAUCUUCCUUCUCCACCAUGGAACUCCAAUGGCAUCAUACCUGCAGUGGUGCUGUCCCUCUGCUUCUUUUUGGGAGUACCUGGAAACAUCGCUGUAAUUCUUCUCAAGCCUAACUGGAAGAAUAUGUCAAGCUUGAGCCAGAGUUUGAUGCUGAACCUGGCCAUUUCUGACCUUCUCUGCCUGCUGACCCUUCCACUUUGGAUUUACACUUUACUCCACAGUUGGACAUUCGGCAUGGGGACCUGUAAGCUUCUAUCAGGCAUUGUGUAUUGCAGUGUUCAAGGCAGCCAGAUGACAGUGUUUGCAAUGAGCAUCCAGCGCUAUGUUGUUGUGGUCCACUGUAAGAGCUGCAAACAGGUACGGAAAGGUGUGCUGCUGGGUCUAAUCUGGCUGGUUGCUGUCAUCCUGUCCAUCCCUACUUUGGUGCUUCGACAGCUGAAAAAAGAACAGGAAUGGACACAUUGCCAACUAAAAUAUUCUUCUGAUGCCCAAAAAGUAGCAGUGCUGCUGACAGAGGCCACAGUGGGGCUUGCUUGCAUAUCUCUAGUGGCAUUUUCAUAUAUAAAUGUUCACAGGAAGGUUAGUCACGGAGCCUUUUUUAACAAUCGACAAACAACCCGACUGAUUACCAGUAUCACCGUCUGUUUUUGUGCCCUGUGGGUUCCAUAUCAUAUCACAAAUGUGCUGGGUGUAGCUGCUGUUUGUCUCAAGAAUGACUUCCUGUUAAAAUUUUGUGAAAUCACAUGGAACAUUACUGGAGCUCUAUCAUUUGUAAAUAGUUGCAUCAAUCCAUUCCUUUAUACCUUUACCUCUAAAAAACAUUUCAUUGUUUGCUUUAAAAAGGAGCCACUGCAGCUGGAUUCCAGAAAUCACCAAACACCAGAUAUACUUACAAUCUCUGAGCCUUGAAUUAAAAAGACUUUUUUUGUUUCUCUGUUGGUUUAAAACUGAAAUGUGAGACGGAGAGACAGCUGUAUAAGAAUUACAACUGAAUAUCUGCAGUAUAAACGUUUGACUAUUUUUGACAAAAAUAAAGGGAGUGAAAAAGAACAAUUAGGAUGUAAGAAUACAUAGUCCCUUAUAUGUUAUAUAUGCUAAUGUGUUUUUCUUGGUUGCAAUACAUUUAUUUUCUAUCAAUUUAGGCAAAAGGACAGUUCAUGAGAAAUACAGUUGAGCUGGACUCCAUCAAUCUGUCUCUACUGUUAAGCACCAGAUUUAGUGACAGAGUGUGCUGCAUUAUCACCAGGUUUCUGAGCCAUAUAUGUGUCUGUCCAUUCUGUAUUGUUUGUAAUUCCAACAUAAUUUUAUGCUUUUUAGCUGUUAAAUGUUUUUUUUUUAAAACAUUGUAUUUUUUGGGAUUUGUCUUUUCUUAAAUAGAACUUGAAUUGAAGAUGUGUAUUUAACCCAUGUGACUUUUAAAAAUGUACGCUUAGUUAUUUAGUAAUCAACAAGUUUGAUUCACAAAUGCAAAAUAAAUGCAAUGGUUUGUUUUUAUUCCUCAAGCUCUGUGAACAGCUGUGUAAAAAUUGAAUUUUUAUGUAAUACACUCUGGACAACUCUGUUAAUAAAACAAGUCUAUCCAAA